Molecule: messenger RNA, 1952 nt
Organism: Amyelois transitella
Lineage: Eukaryota; Metazoa; Arthropoda; Insecta; Lepidoptera; Pyralidae
Product: esterase FE4
Exons: 3
Coding region: 50-1690 (546 amino acids)
Source: RefSeq, a predicted model, not a curated record
AUAUACAGAUUAACAAUUACUCCGAUUUUGGUAUCAAAUCAAGGCAGUCAUGUAUCGAAUAUUGAUAUUUUUUUGUGUGUUUGUUUAUAACGUGUUUGCUGAUAGUGUGAGAGUAGUUGAGUUAGAUGACGGAGCCGUGGUGGGAGAGAAAUAUUGGAAUGGUGAUUUUUAUCAAUUCUAUGGUGUGCCCUAUGCUACUGCGCCGAGUGGACGGGAUAGGUUUAAGGCACCGCUUCCGGUGAAGAAACGAGACAAAGCAUUCCCAGCAAAUGCCAAAGACAUAAUAUGCCAACAAAUCUUUUACACUGGUGACGAUGAUGAUAGCAUACUUCAAGGAGAAGAAGAUUGUUUGAUAUUAAACCUUUUUGUUCCUGAAGUCGCAAAUGAAAAUAAUCUAGUUCCAGUUGUUGUAUAUUUACAUAGUGGAGCAUUUGCUGGUGGCAGUGGCAAUAUGGGCAAACUGCACUACGUAGCUAGACAUGAUGUUAUAGCAAUAAAUUUAAAUUAUAGAUUAGGAGCUAUAGGAUUCGCUUGUCUUGGUACUGAAGAAAUACCUGGUAAUGCUGCUUUGAAGGACCAAGUGGCAGCUUUGAAAUGGAUCAACAAAAAUAUAGUUAAGUUUGGUGGAGACCCCAAAAAAGUUACUUUAGCUGGGUAUAGCGUUGGCGCUGCUAUGGCUGAAUUAAUAGCGCUGUCUGAUGCCACAGAUGGUUUAAUAGAUAAGUUGAUUUUAGAAAGUGGAUCAGCUCUAUCCCCUUUUGCUAUCAAUAGAGAUCCCAUAAGCACUGCAAGGAACAUAGCAAGGUCUGUGGGAUAUAAUGGUACGGGAACAUUAAAAGAUCUUAACGAAUUUUACUUGAAUGCUCCCGUGACUGAUAUAACAAAGAGAAGUAUGAAUUUCUUUUUACCUAAUAGUACUUUUGGGUUUGCGCCUUGUAUUGAAAGAAAGUCUAAGAAUGCAGAAGCAAUUAUAACUGAGGCUCCUUUAGAGGUCUUAAGUAAAAAAGACGCUAAGUACGCAGUUCUAACAGGUCUCGCAAAUAUGGAAGGACUGAGUAGAUCAAUUAAGUUCGACACGUGGGUGGAUUUGAUGCAUGAAAACUUUUCGGAUUUCCUCCCCGCUGAUUUGAUAUUCAAAGAUGAUAAAAAUAAAAACGAGAUUGCGAACUUGAUCAAAGAAUAUUAUUUCAAAGGUGAAGAAGUGAGCCACGAUACGUUGCAAGAAUAUAUCGACUAUUUUUCAGAUUCAAUGUUUAGAUACUCAAUUUUGAAAUCCGCGAAAUUGCAUGCGACCAAAUCUAAAAGAAAUUUGUACUUUUAUGAGUUUUCCUAUGUGGGAGAGUUGAAUAUGAAGCAUUAUUACAUGGACAAAAUUAAAGGGGCUAGUCAUAGGGAUCAGACGUCAUAUAUUUUGGACUUCUUUGCUGGAUGGACGAACAGCGUCAGCGAUCUAGAUAUGAGGAAUUUAAUGACGUUGAUGUGGACAGAUUUUGUUAAACAUGAGAACCCAACCGCUUAUGAAAGCCUACUAGUUAAAAUCAAGUGGCCAAAAUUUACAAACGAACAACAAAACUACUUAUCAAUUGGAGCAAACUUGCAGAUAAGAACGGAUUUACUCACCGAUAGCUAUACAUUUUGGGACAAACUUUAUGAGAAGUAUUAUUGGACACCAACUGCGCCCAAUGUUUAAACUGUAAUUAAGUAUCUCGCGAUUUCGUCCGGCUCGAAAUCGUAUAUGACAAUGGAAUCCUUCUGGUUCAAGUUCUUAAUGUAAUUAUAUAUCUCUCUCAUCUUUGUGCUCUCUCUCCAUCUGUGGUUGCAUCUUCCACGAUUUUGUUUGAAACCCGAGGUUCGCUCUCCGACAAUUGGCUCUCCACUUUGUCCAGUCUUCAGCAUCCUUGGUUAUAUAUGAUAAUCCUGUCACUAAGAUAAAAUAUAUAUUUUUUUCUAGA